GACCUCUCUCGACAACAUCAACUAAAACACCACGAUCCAUUCGCAGAUCAGUUUUACGGAUACGAUUUAUCUACUACCAGUGAAAUUACGCGUAUCACAACCGUAUUCCUGCAUACAGAAAUAUUCCCAAUAUGCCUCCUAAGAAGUGGGAAGAGGAGGAAAGCGAUGAGUCCUCAUCGCCGGCUUCUCCAGCUCUCGGCGCCACUCGCCGUAACAAGUUUGAAGAUGAAGAGGAUGACAGCGACGUCUUAGAAUCAUGGGACGCUGCCGAGGAUUCCGAGGUCGAGCGCGAGAAGGCCAAGAAGGCCGCCGAAGCCAAGGCAAAGGCUGAAGCUGAAGCUGCUGCGAAUAAGAAGUCCCGAACUCAACGUAUCGCCGAGCGUCAGGCUGAAAAGGCUCGUCGCCUUGCUGAAGAGGAUGAGUCAAGCGACGAAGAGGAGACUGCGGCAGAGCGUGCUCAACGGCUAAAGCGUGCUGAGAAAGAGGCGGAUCUCAAGCACGCCGAGGAUCUCUUUGGCGGUGCGGGACUAGAUCUCAGGGGCGGCCGUAAGGCAACGACUGCCGGCACUGCCGUGCAAAUAGAUAGCGACCCGAACAAGACGGUCAACUUGUCUUCCCUACCUCUUUUCAACCCCUCGACCAAGUCCCAGUUCGAGGCCCUUCGCAACACCAUGGUUCCUAUCAUUGGUGGCAACCACAAGAAGGCCCACUACGCUUUGUUCUUGCAGGAGUUCACUAAGCAGUUGGCUAAAGACCUGCCCAGUGACCAGAUCAAGAAGAUAGCUAGUGCCAUGACUGCCCUUAGCAACGAGAGGAUGAAAGAAGAGAAGGCUAGCGACAAGAGCGGCAAGAAGACGAAGGCUCAGAAGACGAAGACUAGUGUUGUUACUAGUCGAGCUAACACCACUGAUGUAGGGACCUAUGAUGAUGAUGCCUUUGGAGAUGACGAUUUCAUGUGAGGAACAAGAUAGAGAAAGCAUAACCCCUUUGCGGCUUCUUUCACAACCCUUUCUCUCACAAGCUGCCUUGGCUUCUCAGUUGUUCCCAUCGCAGAUCUCG
This is a messenger RNA of Xylaria bambusicola, 1059 nucleotides long. Its product is annotated as translation initiation factor eIF3 subunit. The record is from RefSeq and is a predicted model, not a curated record. Bases 132 to 959 code for a protein of 275 amino acids. Gene Ontology annotation, cellular component: eukaryotic translation initiation factor 3 complex; cytoplasm. The transcript is spliced from 4 exons. Gene Ontology annotation, molecular function: translation initiation factor activity. Lineage: Eukaryota; Fungi; Ascomycota; Sordariomycetes; Xylariales; Xylariaceae.